This is a messenger RNA of Racocetra persica, 326 nucleotides long. NCBI's taxonomy places the organism in Eukaryota, Fungi, Glomeromycota, Glomeromycetes, Diversisporales, Gigasporaceae. The record is from the annotation of a GenBank genome assembly.
AUGACUCUCAUAUCAGCUGAAGAAGUUGCUAAACAUAAUACACGCCAGGAUUGUUGGGUUAUUAUACAUGGAAAAGUAUAUGAUGUAACUAACUUUCUUCCGGAACACCCUGGUGGCGUGAAGGUGAUCCUUAAUCAGGCCGGUAAGGACGCGACAGCUGCCUUCGAUCCAGUCCAUCCACAAGAUAUAAUUAAAACGCACUUGCCCCCCGAGGCUUGCCUCGGCGAGGUUGAUCCAGCUACUGUGAUCAAAACUGCUGAAGUGGAAACCGAGGAGGAAAAGCGGCGUCGUGAAUUGAUCAAAAACAAACCAGCUUUAAGUGAAAU